Messenger RNA from Pristis pectinata (smalltooth sawfish), 5293 nucleotides. Its product is annotated as complement C4-like. Gene Ontology annotation, biological process: complement activation. Bases 140 to 5158 code for a protein of 1672 amino acids. Gene Ontology annotation, cellular component: extracellular region. Lineage: Eukaryota; Metazoa; Chordata; Chondrichthyes; Rhinopristiformes; Pristidae. The transcript is spliced from 41 exons. The record is from RefSeq and is a predicted model, not a curated record. Gene Ontology annotation, molecular function: endopeptidase inhibitor activity; protein binding.
AGUCAAUCAGUAACUUUGAACAGUACAUUGCUAACUGUUGAUAACCGUUAGGGUACGAGUCGGAGACAUCCCCUGCAGAUAUGCCGGUGACGUGGUACUGUUCAUCUCUCUAAGUGCAGCAUUUCUUUCAGAACCGAGGAUGUUACUGCCUCUGUUGUCUUUCUACCUUCUCAUCGCAGUAGCUGAGCCAACACCUUCCUUCCUGAUUACAGUGCCAAGCAUUGUUCACGUCGGGGUACCGGAAAGCGUCAGCAUUCAGCUACACGGUUCGGAAGGUCCCGUCAAUUUCCGGGUUUAUUGCUACGACAUCAUCAGAGCCCAGAAAUGUUCCGAAUUCACCUCUGUGACACUGAAUUCCGGAAACGGUUACCGUGAGAUUAAGACCAUAACGGUGAGCCAGAAAGCUGUCAGAGACCUGAGGCUGUGGCGCCGUCGACAGAAGUAUGUCUACCUGGUGGCUGAGAGCCCACUCCUGCCGCGAAGGAGGAUGGUGCCCCUCAAACUGUCCAGCAAGAGGGGCUAUAUCUUCAUUCAAACGGACAAGCCCAUCUACACUCCCGACCAGAACGUGCUUUACCGGAUUUUUACUCUGGAUCACUACAUGAGACCAGUCAAUGAGGCGGUGAAGAUCUCUUUAUACAACUCCAGGGGUAUGGAACUCAUGACGGCUGAAUGGAUGUCCCAGAAAAUAAAGCAGUAUCGGACCAAAAUCCCAGAUAACGAGGUACCCGGAAUUUGGCGAAUUGAAGCCCAGUUCUCGGACGCACCCAUGUCCAAAGUUAUGGCAGAAUUUGAAGUGAAGGAAUUUGUUCUCCCCAGGUUCGAUGUCAAGGUGCAGGCCAGUGAAAUGUUCUACCUCGUGACGAGGAACACGUUCAACUUCACAAUCUCCGCAAAGCACACAUACGGUGAACCAGUGUCUGGAGAGGCCCACGUAAGGUUUGGAAUCAUCCAUGGUGCUGACAAUAAGACAGACGUUUGGAGCCUGGGGCGGAAAUUAACAGUGACGGCAGGGGUAGCCAGUUCGUACCUAGACACGGAUGAUAUAUUGAGACAUUCUGGCUUGUUAUCUAGGGAAGAUCUAGUGGGGAUGAACCUGUACAUGGCAGUGACGGUGGUGGAAAUUGGCAGUGACGUGACGGAAUCGACGGAACUGACCAGCAUCCGGUUUGUGUCCUCGCCGUAUGUGGUUGACCUGUCUAAAACAGCCCGCCACUUCGUACCCAAGGCCCGCUUCCAAGUCGUGGUGACUGUGAUGUAUCCUGAUGGGACGCCGGCUGCUAACGUACCCGUGAAGGUUGAGGAAGGUCCCGCUGUGAAUACUGAUCGACAGGGGCUUGCGGUCAUUGAACACGAAGCCCCAGCCAACGCGAGCAUCCUUAACAUGAAGGUGACAGCUGGAGAGGGGUCCCUUGGGAAAGAAUUCCAAGAGGGAAGGGUGACGGCUCAGAUCUAUCAGUCUGCCAGCAAGAGUUAUCUCCACAUCGGCGCUCCCUUCACCGUUCUGAAGGCAGGACAGACCCUGGACAUCGAGUUGCAAGCAGUCACGGAACAAGAUGGUGCGAGGAUCGAUUACUAUUAUUACAUUGUCACAAGCAAAGGCAAGGUGCUCACCGCCAGUAGGAUUGGCAAGGCCGACCCCACGAGGCUCCAGCUUCAAGUGGGCAUGGACAUGGUCCCGACGUUCCGCCUCAUAGCCUACUACUACGUCAACUCGGGAGAGAAGACGGAAAUUGUGGCCAACUCCGUGUGGAUCGACGUGGAGGACAAGUGCCAAGGGCGGGUCAAAAUAAAGGAGCCAGAUGAAGUGUAUAAACCGGGGAGUCAGUUCGACCUGCACUUCUCCACCAAUGAUGCGGCAAAUGUCUCCUUUGUUGCUGUUGAUUCAGCAAUGUACAUCCUCAACAACAAGAACAAGCUGACGCCCAGGAAGGUGUUUGAAGCAAUGAACUCCUAUGACCUGGGAUGCUUCUAUGGAGGUGGAGUUAAGACUGCGGAUGUCUUUAAUGAUGCUGGACUGAGUUUUCUGUCUGACGUGGAUGUGUCAUCAUUUAGACAGGAAUAUUCAUGCGCAAACAAAGUCAGAAGACAGAGGAGAGCGUUACAUAUUCAGCAACAGUACUCUGGAAUAUUGAACGAGUACUCCGACCACAGGCUGAGGAAAUGCUGUAUGGAUGGGCUAACCAAGAUAUUUAUGGAUUACACCUGCGCGGAGCGAGCUCAACGGGUGGCAGAGGCGUCUUGUCGCCGGGCUUUUGAGAACUGCUGCAAACUCAGGACAGUCCAGAGGAUGACCGAGGUCCAGUUACUGUCUAUAGGGAGAUCUAAAUUGGAUCCCAAUGUCGUUGAGGCCAACGCCAAAGAGCAGAUCUUCGAUGAGACCUCUGUCCAAGUUCGAAGUGCAUUUCCCCAGAGCUGGUUGUGGCAAACGUUCGCGGCCGUGAGCCAGGGUGACCACAAGAUAACGAGUAAUGUUCCCGAUGCCAUAACCACUUGGGAGAUUCAGGCAGUCGGCAUGUUUGAAAAUAAAGGAUUCUGUGUCGAGGAACCGAAAAAGAUGAAAGUCUUCCGGCCGUUUUUCCUGGCCAUGAGGUUACCUUAUUCUGUCAGGAGGAAUGAGCAAAUAAUUGUGAAAGUCACCUUGUACAACUACCUACCCCAGCAUCUAAAGGUCUGGAUUUACAUGAAAGAAGCAGAAGGUUUGUGCAGCUCCUUCACAUCCUGGGAGAAUGCAAGAGUACUCAAUGUCCCUGCUAAUUCGGCUCGAUCCAUCGAUUUUGCCUUGAUCCCAUUGGUGGUUGGGAAUAUCCCAAUCAACGUGAUUGCUUUCAGUGAAACCAACACCUACAGUGAUGCAAUUUUGAAACACCUACGGGUUCUGUAUGAAGGGAUAGUGGAAACAAAGGAAUCGAACAUUGUUCUCAAUCCCAAAACAAGAAGAAGCAUUGAAAUCUUUGAAAGCAAACCAAGCAACGUGGUCCCCGACGCUGACAGCUUCUUGUACAUGAUCCCCACCGCCACGAUUCUGGGUCGCGCAGUGGAGAAUUCGCUGGAUGCAGACGGAAUCGACAAACUCAUCAAGGUGCCAACGGGCUGCGCAGAGCAAACCGCCAUGCACAUGGCUCCCACCGUCUUCGCUGUUGAGUAUCUGGAUCAGAGCGAUCAGUGGCUAUCUCUCAGCGCUGAGCGCAAGGACGAAGCGCUGCUUCACAUCGAAACAGGGUACAACAGGAUUUUGGGAUUUAAGAAAGACGAUGGAUCGUACGGGGCUUGGAAGACUCACCCAAGCAGCACGUGGCUGACAGCGUUCAUUGUUAAGAUAUUCUCAAUAGUGCGACAACACAUCGAGGUAAAUCAGAGGAUUGUCUUUGAAUCCGUUGCCUAUUUGAUCCAAGUUCAAAAGAGCGAUGGAAGGUUUGAAGAUCCUCAUCCAGUGCUUGUGAGAGCCAUGCAGGGUGGAAUUGGUCAUGCUGAGGGUGACACGUCCCUGACUGCCUUUGUAACGGUGGCCUUGCAGCAUUUCCUGAAGGCCUUCCUCCAGGACAACAGAGCAGCAGCUUCAACAGUGAGGAAAAGCAUUGGAAAAGCCGUGGGGUUUUUGCACAGGACGUUGCCGGACACCGAACACCCCUACACCCUGGCCAUCACCGCCUACGCCCUCUCCUUCGCGGAGGCAGACUCGGACAAAGUGCUGGAGGCCGAGAGGAGGCUGAAACGGAUUGCAGUUCACGACUCUGACCGCAACAUGCGUCACUGGCAGGCGGACGACAGGCCAGCACGCAGCCGCGGAGAUAACCCAGCUGAGGCGCCACACGCCUCCGCGUUAACCGUGGAGACCACCGCGUACGGCCUGCUGCACGCACUGUCGAGGGGCGACGUCGACUAUGCGAGGCCCAUCAUGGAAUGGUUGACCGAGCAACAGAACUACGGCGGGGGCUUUCAGUCCACUCAGGACACAGUGAUUGCUCUGGAAGCUCUAUCAAACUACCACCUCGUUCUGUUUGAGCGAGAGGAAGAUGUCAAUAUCCAGCUUCAAUUCAAAGUCCUUGGAAAGAGCUCCAAGACCAAGAUCGAACUGCGACGAAGUAAUGCCCUGACCCAGAAAGAACUGAAGUUCCCUCUUGGAAGUAAGGUUUCAGUCGAAGUCACGGGCCACGGAAAGGGGAAGCUAAAUUUACGCAAAGUGUACCAUCUGAUGGAAGAGACCUCCAACAGCUGUGACAAACUUCACCUCUCAGUGGCCAUCAAAAGCGAUGUGAAGUACACCAAGUCCGAACUAAGGAGGAAGAGAGAUUCCUCAGAUCCCCAGAUGGUUCUCUAUGAGGUCUGCUCAAGUCGGGACAGUCACAGCGAGAAUGACCUGUCGGUGACUGGCAUGGCGGUGGUGGACAUCACCCUCCUCAGUGGACUGGAACCCGACACAGGGUACCUCGAUCAGUUGAAAAACGGAGUGGAGCAAUACAUUAGUAACUACGAGUACAAGAAGGAAAAACUGUUGCUGUACUUGGACACGGUCCAAGAACACAAAACUUGCAUUGUGUUUCCAGCCAAACAGAUCGUCUCUCUGGGCCUUGUACAACCUGCGGAUGCCACACUGUAUGAUUUUUAUGACCCAAGUACAAAAUGCACGAUAACGUACAACGCUCCGAUGCAAAACGCCAUGGUCAUGAAGCUCUGCGAUGGCCAACUUUGCACCUGUGCUGAAGGCCCCUGUCCACAGAUCCAACAGACUUUACACGUAAACAGGAAAGACAGUCCUCGGAGUGAAUUUGCCUGCUACAGUCCAGUUGUGGAUUACGCCUACAAGGUGCAAGUUGUGAACAAGACCUCGGUGGGAUAUUUUGACAAUUACAUCAUGUCUAUCACCGAUGUUUUCAAAGUGCAUGAGAGUGACGAGGUUCGGAAGAGCGACAUCCGGUCUUUCCUCAACCGGAAGUCUUGCCGGCUGCAGAUGAAGGAGGGCGCGGAAUUCCUGCUGAUGGGGAAAACCGGGAGAGGCAGCGACACCGGUGGGGGGAUGCAGUAUCUCCUCAGUGACACCACGUGGAUCGAAGCCAUUCCACCAUCAACCACUUGUGGCCUUCUGAACUACAGAGAGUCCUGUCAGCACCUGAAUGCCUUCUUGGACGACCUCUUGAUGCACGGAUGCAGACUGUAAGUUUGGUCAGCAGUUGUACUGCCUCUGGUGUCAAACCUUCCACUGCGAAAUGAAAUGCAGUCAUUGUUUCAGUAAAGUUGGAAUGAGAUAACAAAAGUAAGGCGCACUUUGAAUAAACCGGACUGUGACACUGUC